Messenger RNA from Arabidopsis thaliana (thale cress), 1189 nucleotides. Its product is annotated as Synaptobrevin family protein. Gene Ontology annotation, cellular component: cytoplasm. The record is from RefSeq and is marked reviewed. NCBI's taxonomy places the organism in Eukaryota, Viridiplantae, Streptophyta, Magnoliopsida, Brassicales, Brassicaceae. The transcript has 8 exons. Bases 128 to 433 code for a protein of 101 amino acids.
AGAAGAUUCCUUCUUCGAAACAAACAAUUGCGACGGUCACACGCCUUCAAUUACCUCGUGGAACAUGGCUUCACCUAUUGCGUUGUUGCGGCAGAUUCUCAACAAGAGAUAUGGUCUUAACUAAAGGAUGACAUUGAGUACUGCUCUUGAUCGCAGUGAAAAAAUUGAGCUUCUAGUGGACAAAAUCCGAGAACCUUUGUUCACAGGCACAAGAUUCCAGAGCGCCAGGAACGAAAAUGACAAGAUGUGGUUUCAGAACAUGAAGAUUAAGCUCAUAGUCCUUGGUAUCAUCAUCUUCCUCUCGGUUAAUUCUCAUCGUCAUCAUCGCGUUAAUUCUCAUAAUUCCCAUAUUGCUCUACAAGUUGAUGGGAAACUCUUCCCGGGUAUUUGGGACAAAGAUUGUUGUGAUAAUCCAUUCUGGCGAGUCUUAUGAAAUCGUCAAAGUAGUUCAGCUCUGGGAAAUCUCCGGUGCAGUUGACGAAUCCGGGUGACCACACUCUUCUCUUUCAGACGCCAAAAGGGAUAAUAGAGAUAUGUCCUCGUACCCCAUUUAAACCGAGAAGUGCAGUGUUUGUGACGCUUAUCAACUGACAGAAAAACAAGAGGGGAUCACAAAGAGCAUCCAUAUGAUUGUCAGAGACGGAGAAAGAUUUAUCAUGGCACUCUCCUCUGUUUUUUUUUUUUAUAAUGCUUUGGAGAUGAAUAAGAUAAUGAAGAAGAGGACGACCUAAAAGAAUUGUCGAUGCAAGAACUUUAGUUGGAAAAGUCAGGCAACGUAGAAAAGGGGAUAUUAGUAUACUAACGCAGAAAAUCUCCAAAUGGGUUCAAAAUCGACUAAUGAAGAAAAUUUCUUAAAGAAAGAAGAAAGACAUGACCGUAAUCUCCACUUUCUUUGUCAGCUUCAGACAAAUGUGAACGCAUCAAAAGGUUCAAUGGUAAGUAAGACUUCCAUACCCUGAAGAUGACUUGAUGGAAAUUGUGUGUGCCAAAGUUGUUGGAGACAGAGCAAGACUUUUUAUACCUCUCACUAGGAGUAAGGUAUGUCUUAACACUGCUAAAAACCAACAUAGAAAGAUUGAAAAGAAAAGAAAAUUGUGACUUGGUUAGUGAGAUAGUUAUUGGUGAUUAGCAUGGUGUAUAGGUUGGGAGUUUACAGUUGUGGAACGUAGGGGAUUAUAGUUUUGGUAUG